This is a messenger RNA of Babesia bigemina, 966 nucleotides long. RefSeq names its product mitochondrial carrier protein, putative. Bases 1 to 966 code for a protein of 321 amino acids. The transcript has a single exon. NCBI's taxonomy places the organism in Eukaryota, Apicomplexa, Aconoidasida, Piroplasmida, Babesiidae. The record is from RefSeq and is a predicted model, not a curated record.
AUGGGCCAGGACGGUGACGCGGCUAGCGUAGCUGCCGAACCACGCGGCACGCUCACAGUCGAGCAGCUGAAGUCGCAUCCCACCUUCACUGCUCUGGCCAACGCAGUCGCGGGAGCGACUUGUACGCUGCUCCUACAGCCGAUUGCUUCUCUGCGGACACGUCUGCAAUCUCUGAACAUAUACGACCAUGGAAUACAGGGAGGAAAUCGCAGCAAGUUCGCCGCCAUGCUCAGGUUGAGCUGGAGAGACGGCAUAUUGAGGCUUUAUCGAGGCGGAGGAUGCUCGAUGGUUAUUUCGGGCGCCGGCUGGUUUCUCUUCCGAUACAGCUUCGACAUGAUAUCGCAUUCAAAAAUCGUAGAUUUCGACAACAAAAACGCAACCAAGCUCGUGAAUGGGUCGCUAAGCAGCCUGAUCACCACCGCCGUGCUGCACCCGGCGUGGAACGCGAAGCUCAACAUGGAGUUGCAGACCAGCAGCACCAUGGUUGACGGAUGGCCGCAGUACCGGGGCGCCACGCACUACCUCCUGAGCACGUUCAAAAACGAGGGCUUGCCAGGCCUAUACAAGGGGUGGGAGGCGAACCUCAUCGGGGUGGUGUAUUACGGCAUGGUCAUCUGCGUGUACGAGUCGCUCGCCGAGGUCGACUGGCAGCAGCACCGGUUCCUGGAGAGCGUGCAGUACGCGAAGCCCAUAGCGAACGGCAUGAUAGCCAGGAUCAUACCGACCACCUUGUGCUACCCGGUUUACGUCAGCCGGACCAUGCAGCAGUGUUUCGCAACGGAACUCUCGCAUCGGUCGCUGUUCCAGGUCUUCGCCUGGACGCUGCGCAACAAGAGGCUCAGGGGGCUGUACGCCGGGUUCCAGAUGCAGCUCGCCAAGUCAGUAAUCAGCGGAGGCAUCACGUUCGGCAUCUACGAGGCGCUCCUGGCGUCGGCAGCGCGCUGCUACAAUUUUAUACACGGUUGA